Molecule: messenger RNA, 1116 nt
Organism: Gaeumannomyces tritici R3-111a-1
Lineage: Eukaryota; Fungi; Ascomycota; Sordariomycetes; Magnaporthales; Magnaporthaceae
Exons: 2
Coding region: 1-1116 (371 amino acids)
Cellular component (GO): extracellular region
Molecular function (GO): feruloyl esterase activity
Source: RefSeq, a predicted model, not a curated record
AUGCCGCCCGCCACUGCCGCGCGGCGCUCCGGCCUUUCACGCUCCCAGAACCAAAUCCGGGCGGCGGAGAUGGGGCCGGCGAUGCGUCGACAGGAUAGAGUCCGGCAAAUCUGGCUGGGUGCCGCGGGAGGCUGCCCGCAGUGGAUAAAUACCGACAAGCCGCUCCAGGCUCUGGACUUUUAUAUGAUUUGUUCAUUUCCAGCGUCUCGAUCGCCAUUCCUUACCGCCAACUCUACCCCAACCAAGAUGCAAGGCUGGUCGUCCCUCAUCGUCAAGGCAGGCCUCCUCGGCCUCGCCUGCCUCGACCUCGCCUCGGCCCUCAAGCCAUCGCCCGGCUGCGGCAAGAUCAACACGCUCAAGGCGGGCAACAACAGCAUCACCGUGGCCGGGGCCGGCAGCAACGGGCGGCGCUGGUACCUGCUCAACCUGCCGGCCGGGUACGACAACAAGCACCCCUACCGGCUCAUCUUCACGCUGCACGCGCUCGGCGGCAGCGCCGACCAGGUCGUGGCCGGCACGGGCGGCUACCUGCCCUGGUACGGAUUCCCCCGGCUCGUCAACGACACCACGGGCGCCAUCUACGUGGCGCCCAACGGGCUGGACCGCGGCUGGGCCAACACGGGCAACCGCGACGUGACCCUCGUCUCGGCCGUCGUGGAUCAGGUCAAGGCCGACCUGUGCGUCGACGAGGACCUGCUCUUCAGCGCCGGCUUCAGCUACGGCGCCAGCAUGUCGUACGCCAUCGCCUGCAGCCUGCCAAAGGUGUUCCGGGCCGUCGGCGCCCAGUCGGGCGGCGCCAUGAGCGGCUGCCAGGGCGGCAGCGAGCCCAUUGCGUUUUACGGCCAGCACGGCGUCGCCGGCGACCUGCCCAUCGCCCAGGCGCGCCAGAUCCGGGACCGCUUCAUCAAGAACAACGGCUGCACCCAGCAGACCUUCCCGACCGUCAGCGCCGGCAGCGGCACGCACGCCAGGGUUGACUACAAGGGCUGCAAGGAGGGGUUCCCCGUCACCUGGAUAGAGUACGACGGCGGCCACACCCCGCAGCCAAUGGACAAGGGCACCAAGAUGACAUGGGCGGCCGACGAGACGUGGAGGUUCUUUUCGCAGUUCAAGUGA